AAGUUCACUCUUACUUUCCUCCCCAGACCCUAAGAUUCAUUACAGAGCUGUUUAAUUUAAGAUGGAGUAUGUUAUAGAAAUAUUGACCGUAACAUCAAGUAUCUACACAGAGGGCUUUUCUGGAAAACCAUUUUCAUUUACCAUGGCAGUGAAUUUUUCAGACAUAGAUGAUGCUGUGAUGGCUUUUAAUCCGGUGAGCUGUUGAAAUGCUGACUUCGUUCGCUGCCUGUAGCUGGACCUGCAGCCUGAAGAGAUGGAACAAAAAUUUCAGUCUGUUUGUCUCAUCCUUUAAACUCAUUUUAGUAAAGCCCUAUGUGUGUGCUUAGCGCUCAGAUAUUCAUGUUCUCGUGAAACCCCCCAGAACUGUAGGUGCUUUGAGCAGGGUGAGGGAAUAAAUUGUCUGCUCCACUGAGCUCAAGAUUUUUAUCAGGCAAACUUUGCCUCUACUGUAAAUGCAGGGCAUUGGCUCCAUGUGCAGAUAGCAAUAUGCUUACUUUUAUUGCCCAUUACCCCAGGGUCCAAGUCUGCAAUUAGAUUUGGGCAGAUAACAGGCAGAAAUCAGUUACAGUGUUUAAAUGCAAUGAGACUGUGGGGUGAGGAGCGCUGCUGAAGGAUAGGCAAUGAAAGAGGCGAAAUGUAGAUACAGCUGAGGAAGGAAGCUGUAGUUGGGCUGGGCAGGAAGGCAGCAAUGCUGCCACAAUACCACUUGAGUUCCACAGCCUUUUAAUAGAGGCCUCGCCUUUUUCCAGUUUAUUUCCUGGAGAGAAGCUUUUGUUGCUGGUAUUCUCAUAAAGAAGGAAAUACAUUUCACAGGUCCGAGAACGAACUGCGAAGUGAUUUCAGGUCAUAUCUUCUUUAGAUCUUAAUAGCCGUUUCGAGAAAAUUCUAUCCAUCUGUGCAACCCUCACCUGGAGAAAAUGAAAGAAGACAUCCUAUACCAUUUUGCUCUUGGGACCGGUACCCAUGAUUUUCCUGCACUGUUUGGAGAUGUAAAGUUUGUGUGUGUAGGGGGAAGUCCUUCGCGGAUGAAAGCUUUUAUUGCCUACAUAGCUGAAGAACUGGGACUUGGGAGCCCUGGUGGCGACUACCCCAACAUCUGUGCAGGAACUGACCGUUACGCCAUGUACAAAGUGGGACCCAUUCUGUCAGUCAGUCACGGUAUGGGCAUUCCUUCUAUUUCAAUCAUGUUGCACGAGCUGAUCAAACUGUUGUAUCAUGCCAAGUGUUCCAACAUAACCAUUAUUCGUAUUGGCACCUCGGGUGGAAUAGGUCUGGAGCCAGGCUCAGUGGUUAUAACCAGGCAGUCUGUAGAUGCCACCUUCAAACCUCAGUUUGAACAGGUUGUUCUGGGAAAAACUAUAAUUCGCAGCACAAAUCUAGAUGAAGAGCUGGCUAAAGAGCUGUUACAGUGCAGUAAAGAAAUCAAUCAGUUCAAUACUGUCAUUGGAAACACUAUGUGCACUUUGGAUUUCUAUGAAGGACAGGGCAGGUUGGAUGGUGCAAUCUGCUUGUAUAAUGAAGAAGAAAAACUGCAAUAUUUGAAGGAAGCUUAUGAUUCUGGUGUCAGGAACAUUGAGAUGGAAUCUUCUGUCUUUGCUGCAAUGUGCAAUCUCAGUGGUGUCAGAGCUGCUGUAGUGUGUGUCACUCUCCUGAAUCGGCUUGAAGGGGACCAGAUCAGCAGCUCACACGAUAUACUUGUGGAGUAUCAGCAGAGGCCACAGAAAUUAGUGGGAUAUUUCAUUAAGAAGAGUCUUGGGAAAGUAUGACAUGUCUGUCUUUGGUUUUUAGAAACAGAAGGCUUUUGCACACGGAAGUUGCGGUCACAACCUCUGUGCGUUAAAGGUUUUUUGCCUCAGAAUAGCUUUUAGCAUUCCAUGUAUAUGUGGAAGUUAAUUAUUUAUGUCAGUGUGCUUUGGGAACUGAAUGUGCUGAAUGCACUUCAGUUAAGAUUAGUUUAGUUAUUGUUGCUGGUAUUUAAGAUUCCCUUUUCUGAGUGGAAACUGGAUCUGUUGUGAAGGACAAGCUUGCUGUGACGUAUGAGAAAGUUUUAUUUAUCUUGGCUGCUGAAGAAAAAGUAGGAAGAAAACAAAGUACUUUUUUUGGAAAGUACUUGUGAACCACCAAAUUAAAAUUAACUUAAGAAUGCUAAUACCUUCCUCGUUGUUUUUAAAAAGUAUAUAAAGUUAUAUAUAUUAUAAGCCCUUGUUGCUUCACUUUGUAAGGAAAAUUUAGAGUGAAUGCACUUCGUUUUUUUCCAGAAUUUGACAAAUAAACAGUAUUAUUUUCAUAUGGUAAUAUUUAA
Molecule: messenger RNA, 2302 nt
Organism: Numida meleagris (helmeted guineafowl)
Lineage: Eukaryota; Metazoa; Chordata; Aves; Galliformes; Numididae
Gene: UPP1
Product: uridine phosphorylase 1
Exons: 7
Coding region: 918-1766 (282 amino acids)
Biological process (GO): nucleotide catabolic process; uridine catabolic process
Cellular component (GO): cytosol; cytoplasm
Molecular function (GO): uridine phosphorylase activity
Source: RefSeq, a predicted model, not a curated record